CAGCUCUAGCUCAGAAGCCCCACCUUUUGCGUUUCCCGCACCGUCAAUCAAAAUAGGAAAAAGAAAAAAAAAAAAAAGAAAAGAAAAAAAAAUCGAGGCGAAUCUCCGAUCACAGCCCGCCUUUGAUUAAAACAACCAUGUUUGGAGUUUAAAUGAACAGAUAACCUUGUUUUUUUUAGCCUUCCGCGCUAUGACUGCCCCAGAACAGCCAGUGAAGCAGCAGGAAAUGGCUGCCUUGGACGCGGACGGCGGUCAGAGUGACUUUCUGCAGCCUGCCGCAGAAGCCGCCGCCGCCUCGGACACGCAGACGACAGACAUCACGUCCAUCCAGCCUGACCGCUGGGAGGUGCUCACCCCGGUUUCCACGGGUAAAGAGGACUCUGGUGUAGUACACUUACCCGGUGGGGGGAUUGUGGGCACUAAUGGGCAGUUUGUAGUGCCACUGCAGACUGUAUCAGGGCAGAGCCAGCCUGUUUUUGUCACUGCCGGGACAGACGGUGUCAGUGCCAACGGCAUCCAGUACCAGGUCAUCCCGCAGCUGCAGAGCGCAGAUGCGUCUUCAUUAGGUUACACUACAUCCACAGCUGAUGGUACCACGCUGGGUACGGACAUCUCCAUACUGCCUGACGGAACACAAGGCAUCCAUGCUGCAACUAAUGCCAACGAUUUGCAUGGUUUGCUGGCACAGACCGGACACGUGCAGCAGAUCCAAAGCGUCUCAUUGGCAGGAAGUGGGUUUGCAGGUCAGGGCCAAGUGGUGACUAACAUGCCAGUCGGAUUGCCUGGGAACAUCACGUUUGUGCCGCUUAACAGCCUGAGCAACGCUGACUUGGAAUCUCUGGGCCUGGCUGGAGCUCAAACCAUCGCUACAGGCAUUACAGCUGAGGGUCAGCUCAUUAUGACUAGUGACAGCACGGUCCAAAGCACCAUGGAGAAAACCAACAAUGGCAACAACACAUUUGUUCCACCAACAUCGACCUCCGCUUCCAUCACCACAUCGCUGCCUGAGACGAUAGACGGCACAGGGGUUCUGACCCAAGCUACUGCCGUUUCGGCUGGCCAGCAAGAUCCGUCCUUCGUCCAGCAGAACCACGUGCCUACCUCCAUGCCUGCUGCUGUGCCUACAAACACAGAGCCAGUGGUGCAGCUGGUGCCUGCGCAGACGGCAGAAGGUGCGGCACAGACGCUACAAAGCGUUCAGCUGCUCAACGCCGGCACUUUCUUAAUCCAGGCGCAGACGGUCUCCCCUACGGGCCAGAUCCAGUGGCAGACUUUCCAGGUGCAGGGUGUGCAGAACCUACAAAACCUGCAGAUACCUGGUGCUGGUGGAAUGGCAUCACCACAGAUCACUAUCGCCCCUGUGCAGACUCUGUCUCUCGGGCAGCAUGGAACAAAUCUGCCUGCUGGACACAUCCCCAACCUGCAGACAGUCACGGUCAACUCCAUCUCACAGGCAGAGCAUACAAUGGAGAGUACACUCACAGACAUUCGUAUCAAGGAGGAACCGGACUCGGACGAUUGGCCGCUAUCCGGAGACUCCACCCUGAACACCAGCGACUUGUCGCACUUCCGUGUACGAAUGCUAGACGAGGAGUCGGAGGGGAUGGGGCAGGAGGGGAAGAGGCUCAGAAGAGUGGCUUGUACUUGUCCUAAUUGCAAGGAGGCAGGCGGGAGAGGCUCAGGCAUGGGUAAGAAAAAGCAGCACAUUUGCCACAUCCCCGGCUGUGGGAAGGUGUACGGUAAAACGUCUCACCUGCGUGCUCACCUGCGCUGGCACUCAGGUGAGAGGCCCUUCAUCUGCUCCUGGAGUUACUGCGGAAAGAGAUUCACACGCAGCGAUGAGCUUCAGCGCCACCGCAGGACACAUACAGGAGAGAAGAAGUUUGUGUGUCCACAGUGCUCAAAGCGCUUCAUGCGCAGUGACCAUUUGGCCAAACAUAUUAAAACUCAUCUGAACAAAAAAGGGCUAAAUUCGGCCCCCGGAGCAGGGCAGUCCGACGCCAUCGCCCCUCAGGACGGCAUCAUCACCGGGGGCGGCGCUACACUCAUUCUGACCAACCUGCCUCAGGGUGGCACUCAAGACCACCUCUCAAACUCUGACCUCCCGCUUCAGCUGGUCACUGUGUCUGCCAAUGAGGUCAUGGAGUGACCAGAAGAAAGAGAAAAAGGAAAAAAAACCCACACACACUUUCACAGCUGGCUUUUCAUGAUCAAUUUUUAUAUAUAUGAUAAAUAUAAAUAUAUAUAUAUGAAUAUAUAUUUUAAAAAAUGAAUUAUUGAUUUAUGCUCUGUAGCAGUCUUUUUUUUUUUUGUACAAACGGGACGGGGGGUUUGGGGCAGGGAUAUUAAAUGUCGUGUGGGUAUACACACACACACACACUCUCGUAUACAAGCAUAUACAGUAUAUACGAAUACACACUAACACAGAAAUGCCUUAUUUUGUAUCAUAUCGUACUCCGUAUUAUAUGAUGCUGGACUUGCAUGGAUUUUUACUUUUUGAUCAGAUUGUUCAGGGGAUGAUAACGAGUGUGUGUCUGUCUGUGAAGGACACGGUACAGUGAGCUGUGUGUGUGUGAGAGAGAGAAAUAAAGAGUAAUAUUUUAUGAAUUUGGACAUUGUGCUGGGGGGACGUGACUUCACACCUCUCUCGCGCUCUCUCUCUCUCUCUCGUCUGGCCUCGGUCCAAACACAUCUCCACUCUUUCAUCAUGCAUUUCACUAUUGUGUAUCGGCUCUGUGUUUCUCUCACUCACACACCCUUUGUAUAAUGAUCGGAGAUUUAUUUUUAUUUUUUUUUAUUAUUAUUAUUUCUGAGUUUUAUCCUAUCGUCCUUAUGCAACUCGGCCGACGUCGUCACUCGUGUAAUACUAUUUUUUGUUCUCUAUAUUCAUGAUGUUUCCUUGUUUUCUUCCUUUGCAUUUGUUUCCUCUCCAUUGCCCAAGAUUGUUUAUAGCCAUCGUUUUAUUUUAGCAAAUAACUGAUUCUGUUGUAUCAUGGACUUUCAAAUUCAUUACUUUUUAAAUAUGUAAUGUUUUAUGUUACUUUUAUACUUUUAUUUUUCUUUUUUUCUUUUCUUUUCUUUCUUUUUUUUUUUUGAAAUGGAAUACAAUUAAAGUCCAAAUACUUCCUA
This is a messenger RNA of Tachysurus fulvidraco (yellow catfish), 3129 nucleotides long. It is a transcript of the gene sp3b, whose product is annotated as Sp3b transcription factor. Bases 191 to 2149 code for a protein of 652 amino acids. Gene Ontology annotation, biological process: regulation of transcription by RNA polymerase II. Gene Ontology annotation, molecular function: RNA polymerase II cis-regulatory region sequence-specific DNA binding; DNA-binding transcription factor activity, RNA polymerase II-specific. The record is from RefSeq and is a predicted model, not a curated record. The transcript is spliced from 6 exons. NCBI's taxonomy places the organism in Eukaryota, Metazoa, Chordata, Actinopteri, Siluriformes, Bagridae.